AUGUCGACCGAAAAGGGAGUGAAUCCUGCUGAGGUAGAACAGGAGGAACAUGACACCAACUACCAGCCACCACCGCAGAAAACGAUCGAGGAAAUAAUGGCCGCCGAUGCAGAAGAUGAAAGUUUGCGGAAGUACAAGGAAGCGUUGCUCGGCGAGGCGCAGGCGGAAAAGAUUGUGUUCGAUGAAUCUGAUCCACGGAAGGUGAUCGUGAAAAAACUUGCACUCCUCGUCGCCGAUCGUGACCCGAUGGAGCUGGAUCUGACCGGGGAUUUAACGAAGCUGAAAAAGAAUGUGUUCGUGAUUAAAGAAGGCAUUCAAUACAAAAUUCGUAUCGAUUUCGUCGUUCAGCGAGAGAUCGUGCACGGGUUGAAGUAUGUCCAGAAAACCUACCGGAUGGGUGUCCCAGUCGAUAAAAUGGUGCAAAUGGUUGGUUCCUAUCCACCAAAGAAGGAAAUCCAGAGCUACACGACCCCGUUCGAGGAAGCCCCGUCCGGUAUGAUGGCCCGUGGUACCUACUCCGUCACCUCCCUGUUCACCGACGACGACAAGAACGAGCAUCUGAAGUGGGAUUGGAGUUUUGAAAUCAAAAAAGACUGGCAGUAAUGU
Messenger RNA from Anopheles marshallii, 606 nucleotides. It is a transcript of the gene RhoGDI, whose product is annotated as rho GDP-dissociation inhibitor 1. The transcript has 4 exons. Gene Ontology annotation, biological process: Rho protein signal transduction. The record is from RefSeq and is a predicted model, not a curated record. Gene Ontology annotation, molecular function: protein binding; Rho GDP-dissociation inhibitor activity. Bases 1 to 603 code for a protein of 200 amino acids. NCBI's taxonomy places the organism in Eukaryota, Metazoa, Arthropoda, Insecta, Diptera, Culicidae. Gene Ontology annotation, cellular component: membrane; cytoplasm; cytosol.